GUAUGAAGUUGCUAAUGCAAAGUGUGAGAAAGUAGCAUUUCUUCAGAAUUGAGCCCAAUUCCCUAGUGCCAUAAAUUCAGAAAACCCAUAAAUGGCAAUGCAGCACACUUUGGCAUUUGUAGAUAGAUACUUUAACAUAAUUUUCACAAAGCUCUUUUAAGUGCAUUAUCUGCCGCGCCAGCAAACAUGGCAAUUACAGUUAGCCUUGCAGACUUUGACUCGGUUGUUACAUGAGGGUAUGAUGGAUGAAAUAAUAAAGAACAAUAUAAUUUUUUGUUUGUUUACUUUUGAGUAUGUGAUAGCUUUUAAUAUAUCUAAAGUCCCCGUUUUCUUGGCUGGGUGUAUCUCUGCCUUUGCAUUAAAAUUUGUAGAUUACGCCUGAGAGCUCGGGCUCCUGCUUACAUUUUCCUGUAGGUCGUACCUGAGUUGACAAGCAGGAUAAAAUCUAAGGGGUGUUGUGAAGAGAAAGCUUACCUUUUAUUGAACAUCACUGGUAAGGUGAAGAUCAUGAAACCUUACAGAACUGAACCUGUGGAUGAGGACUAAUACAAGGACAUUGUAUUCAAGGACAUAUGGCAUUCAUAGCACAGAAUGGAGAAUGAUGUAUUUUGGAGUUCUGCACCCUGAUUUGAUAUAGAAUUAACAUAAGCUGAAAAAAAUAAACUCACUUCUCUUGUAGUUGGGCUCUGUGCUUCCUAGAAGAUGGGGUGUUAUGGCGAGGAUGGGAUUGAGUUGCCUGCAGGGGCUUGGCGUGGCUUCUGUGCCUGCUCUGUGUCUUGUGGCUGGGGGCACCCGGGAGCCAGGAAGCCCGUGGUGCGGAGGGAGCCAAGGGAGAUGCAGCCUCUGCCGCUGCCUCCCUCUCAGCGAACCUUGCUUUUUCUGUCAGCUUCCACUGGUGAGCCACUCCCAGCCCUCUGCUCUCUGAAAAAAUACAAGUUAUAUGUAUCUGGUGGGUCCUGGCUGUAGAAGGAUUCCUGGGUUGCAGUUUAUAUCAUCAUGGGACUUGGCAGUUGCAGACUGAAGAGCUGCUCAGUAACGAACACUUCAAGAAUGAGUCCACCACAAGAUAGAAGUAGAAAUUCCUGCAGCAGUGAGCCUCUGGCAAAGUGCCUUCAAGCAAAGAAGGACUUGGAAACAGCUAUCUCUGGAAUUGUCAAAGCUGAACAACAGAUUAAAGAGAACUGGCGGGAGGUAAAGGCCAAGAUUCACAGCCACAUAAGCCGCCACCUGGAAUGCCUGCGCAGUCGUGAAGUUUGGCUGUUUGAGCAGGUCGAUCUCAUUCAGCAGCUGAAAGAGGAGGCGUUGCAGCAGCAGGCGCAGCAGCUUUAUUGGUAUUUGGGACAAUUCAAUUGCCUUAUUCAUCAGCUGGAACGCUCCUACAGUAACGAGCUAGCAAACCAGAUUUCAGUUUGCCUGGAGAGACUGGGAAGUCUUACUCUUAAACCAGAGGAGUCUUCCAUCCUGAAUUUUGAGGCUGACACUUCUUACCUUCGCCAGGCUAUUACCUCAUUUGGUUCAAUUAAAACAAUGCAAACCUCAGAGAGAGAGAAUACUCCUCCCUGGUUUCCAGGGCAGAAUUGUGCCCUAAUGAACUGUGAGCAGCAGAAAACAUUGUGUGGGACAGUGAGCGCCUCACUUGCUGACUGGUUACUUGGAAGCAGACCGGUGGGUGUUUGCCAGGCUCCGUAUGUUCCCAGCACCAACCUUGAAGACUGGGUUACGCAAAAAUGUGUGUCAGAGCCCAGCCAGGAUUUCAAUUCUUCCAAAGUCUGUUAUUUUGAGCAAGCCUGGGGAAAUCUGAAAGAUCUGGAAAACUGGCUCCUGCAGAACCAACAGCGUGAUGUUGCUGGGAAGAUGGACUCCCCUGGCCGCAAGGACUCCACCUCUACUUUCGACUCGUCCUUUUCCACUAUUGAAAAAGUGGAGGAAUUGGAAUCCCUUGGACAAGAAGAGAUGGACCUUUCUGACUGGCUGCUUACUCCUGACACAGAAAAUGGAAGUAGUGCUUCAGAUGAGAAAUGGAAGUUUGAAUUCAAACCUUUUAGGGAAGAAUUUAAUUUGAAUGAUUGGCUCCUCAAAGCUGAAACCUGUACCAGUUGUCGUGGCAGCCAGAUCAAAAGCGUGGAAAUUGAGAACCUGGGAAAUCUGAAGUGCCUGAAUGAGCAUCUUGACGGAAAGAAAUCACCCACUACAUCUGCUGCAAAUGCUUGGCUGCUUCAGCAUCCCCAGGCCCCCUUUAAGGUGGAAGAUGUGUGCAAAGCUAACGAGCUGUGUGCCAGCUUCUCGGAGUGUGUGUGUGAUGAAAACUGUGGAAAAGAGGCUCUGUGUAAAUGGCUUCUGAAGAAAGAAGGGAAGGAUAAAAAUGGAGUUCCAGUCAGCCAGAAGGAUGUACCAAACCCUGAGCAAGAGAAGGCAAAGUCUGUGGCCAGUACCUGGCUUAACCCUGCACAGCAGCUCACAGGGGAACCCAUUAGUGCAGAGAAAGCAGAUUAUUCAGCAGAGAUCGCAGAACCCUUGAAAGUAUUGCUUGAAAGGCCCCUGACAAGCUGGCUAGCCAAGUCUGAGCAUAAAGCAGAAAGUGCAGAAGAAAAGGCGAGUAGGGAAAAAGCAGAUAAUAGUUUCAAGAGUCCUUUCCUAGACCUCUUGGCUCCAUUCCACCUCCCCUUGAAUGUAAACAGUUGGGUGUUGGCUUCAAACAACCCAGAAAAUGCUAACCCGCCUCCAGUGGAAGAUAAAUGGCUUCUACGCAAGAAAGCACAAGACUUUGGCCUUCCUACAGUCUGCGACCUUUUUGCCUGUAUGAAACUCAAUGGAGAUAAAGAAAAAUGGCUGUAUCGGACUCCCUUACAGAUGUGAAGAACUGGAAGUGUUGAAAUCAUCCCCUUCCUGCCGAUCAAUCACACAUCAACGCUGAGUGACUGCAGCCAGCUGAAUUCUUGUGUUUGUGUUUGGCCGUCUGCUUUUUCUUCUAAAAUUAUAACAAAGAUUACUCAUAUAACAGA
Egretta garzetta (little egret) is the source of this 3002-nucleotide messenger RNA. It is a transcript of the gene NCOA4, whose product is annotated as nuclear receptor coactivator 4. Gene Ontology annotation, molecular function: transcription coactivator activity. The record is from RefSeq and is a predicted model, not a curated record. Bases 997 to 2856 code for a protein of 619 amino acids. The transcript has 10 exons. Lineage: Eukaryota; Metazoa; Chordata; Aves; Pelecaniformes; Ardeidae. Gene Ontology annotation, biological process: response to hormone; intracellular iron ion homeostasis.